AUGCGUGGUGCCAUAGUUUUUGCUGGGUCUUCGCACCCUAAGCUUGUCGAGGGCAUUUGCGACAGGUUGGGCACUAAACAGGGCUCGGCCACGCUGGGCAAGUUCAAGAACGGGGAGACGUCUGUUACCAUACAGUGGAAGCGAGAGGUUGGUAGCUGCGUCUUGAGCGCAACUGUCGCUAAUAGCAGCAGAAUCAACGAUUCAGUCAUGGAGCUACUGAUCAUGAUCUCUGCCUGCAAAGGCGGCUCAGCCAAGUCUAUCACGGCUGUUAUGCCGUACUUCCCCUACUCGCGCCAAUCGAAGAAGAAGCAGCAUCGUGGGGCUAUCACUGCUCGCAUGGUCGCAAACCUCCUCCACGUCGCCGGCGUCAACCAUGUCAUAACCCUCGAUCUGCAUGCCUCGCAAAUGCAGGGCUUCUUCAAAUGCCCAGUCGACAACCUUGUUGCCGAGCCCCUCCUUUCUCGUUGGAUCCGCGUGAACGUGCCGAACUGGCGUGAAGCUGUGGUGGUUAGCAAGAAUCCCGGUGGGACAAAGCGCGUCACGUCACUCGCGGACGCGUUGAAGCUCAGCUUCGGCAUAGUGACAACGGACAGGCGGAGGGCCGGGACUGCGGUGCAUUGGAACGAGAGCGCCAUGUUUGAGCAGCUCAGGCUCGAUGGUGGCUACGAGUCGACUGCGCUGCCAGAGCCUGCCCUGGAUGCGGACGCCGAGGUGACACCCAUCAACAAGACCUCAAACGACGGCAAGCCAAAGCCAAAGGCACACCUGGCAUCAGCCCCACUACAGCGACGCGUAAAUGGCCUGUCCGAGUCCAUUGGGAGCCCAUUGUCCAAAUCCAUGCGGGCGAGCUCCAUCGUGGAGCCCGAAGUACCACUUGAGCCAAUACGAACCAACGUCAGCAAUGCGCAGGACGAAGAUGAUCACAGUGCUGAUGAGAGUGCCGAGGAAUAUACUGACGAGCGUGCACGGAAUGUCAUCCAUGGACGUCUGGUACAAGGACAUAUCGUCGACGACACACACCCCUCUCCAGCCAUCUCAGCCACCUCGCACACCACAUGGCGGACCCGCCCGCCAUCUGAAGGCGACGAAGAUAUACCUCCAAACAUGAUGUCCUCGUUCAUGUCCACGACUUCAUCAACAAGGAACAAGGACAGCGAGCACUCCCACGCGCUGGGCGGUACUUACGACGCGGCAGCAUCAUCAGAAGACGAGGAAGAAGAUCUCAUUAACCCCGAGCUGGAGACCAUGGUCACUCUCGUUGGCAACGUCAAGAACCGGCCAGUCUUUAUCGUCGACGACAUGAUGGACAAAUCAGCGUCCUGGAUUGCAGCUGCUGAGACAGUUGUCAAACGGGGCGGCGCAACCAAAGUCUAUUGCUUUGCUACUCAUGGCCUUUUCGGUGGUGACUGCCUCGAAGAGAUGAACAAGUGCGACCUCAUCGAGAAAAUCAUCAUCACCAAUGCUUUUCCGAUUCCCGAGUACAAGCAAGACCAGGCGCGAAACAAGCUUGUCGUUAUCAAUGUUGACAAUCUGCUGGCCGAGUCGAUCAGGCGCAAUCACCACGGCGAAAGCAUGUCACAGCUGUUCAUGCACUACGACUGAGCCAUAUUUACCCAUCUGGCAGUUCGUCUUUUCUAUACAACUUUCAUAGCGUUUGGGUGUUA
Molecule: messenger RNA, 1664 nt
Organism: Parastagonospora nodorum SN15
Lineage: Eukaryota; Fungi; Ascomycota; Dothideomycetes; Pleosporales; Phaeosphaeriaceae
Exons: 4
Coding region: 1-1602 (533 amino acids)
Biological process (GO): 5-phosphoribose 1-diphosphate biosynthetic process; ribonucleoside monophosphate biosynthetic process; purine nucleotide biosynthetic process
Cellular component (GO): ribose phosphate diphosphokinase complex; cytoplasm
Molecular function (GO): ribose phosphate diphosphokinase activity; magnesium ion binding
Source: RefSeq, a predicted model, not a curated record